CUUUGGUUCAUGUAUAUAAAAUCCUCCUCUGAACCUCCCAUCCUCCUCAUCACAAAAAAAAAAAACGAAAAAGAUCUAGACAUUUCCACACAUAUAUGUUACAACCAUGUCCAUGGCCUCCACGACCAGGGACGAGUCCUCCGACAACGACAGCACCUGCUCCUCCAUAACCCUCGCCGACUCCACCCGCAGCUGGCUCAGCACCUUCAGCUUCCGCCGCAGCAGCAGCAGCAACAGCAGCUCCCUCCCCCUCUGCGCCGCCGCCCCUGACACCACAAAGUCUGCAUCAUGGGAGGCCAUGCGGCGCCUCCGCCUCGACACCGGCGGCAUCGGCCUCGACAACUUCCGCCUCCUGCGGCGGCUCGGCAGCGGCGACAUCGGGAACGUGUACCUCUGCCAGAUACAAAACUCCAUGGUGGGACGGCCGCAGAGCCUCUACUACGCCAUGAAGGUUGUGGACAGAGAAGCGCUGGCCGUAAGGAAGAAGCUGCAAAGAGCGGAGAUGGAGAAGCAGAUUCUGGCGAUGAUGGAUCACCCCUUCUUGCCCACCCUAUACGCUGCGUUUGAUGCCUCUCAUUACUCUUGUUUCGUUAUGGACUUUUGCCCCGGUGGUGACUUGUUCUCUGCGCGCCAACGCCAACCAGGGAAACGCUUCACCAUCUCAUCCACCAAGUUUUAUGCAGCUGAGACACUAGUGGCCCUGGAGUAUCUCCACAUGAAGGGCAUAGUGUACAGGGAUUUGAAGCCAGAGAAUGUGCUGAUAAGAGAGGACGGGCACAUUAUGCUUUCGGAUUUUGAUCUCUGCCUCAAAUGCGACGUCGUUCCGAAGCUGCUGAGAAGCAAAACCAGUUCAGAAAGCAGUGUCAAGACCCGAAGGAGUUCAGCACCAUCUUGUGUUGCAGCCCCCAUGCACUCAUGUUUCUCUGCCUCAAGCAAGAGAAAGAAAGUGGUCACAACAGCAAUCAUAAGGGAAAAUAUGGAUGUUUAUGAAGAUCAAAGUCAGCACAAAGGCCAUGAUUAUUGCACGUCCGGCCUUGGCGAACAUGACACAGAGAUAGUGGCAGAGCCCAUCAAUGCAAGGUCCAAAUCCUUUGUGGGAACCCAUGAAUACUUGGCACCUGAAGUGAUUUCAGGAAAUGGACAUGGGAGUGCAGUGGAUUGGUGGACUUUUGGGGUGUUUUUGUAUGAGAUGUUGUAUGGGAGAACACCCUUCAAGGGUGAGAACAAUGAGAAGACCCUUAUGAACAUUCUCAAGCAGCCCUUGGCAUUUCCAAGGGUCUCUUCAGUGAGUAGUUCUAGCAAGGAGUUUGAGGAGAUGGUGAAGGUUCAAGACCUCAUCAGCAAGCUCCUUGUGAAGAAUCCAAAGAAGAGAAUCGGGUGCUGCAUGGGCUCAGUUGAGAUCAAGAGGCAUGAGUUCUUCAAAGGGGUGAAUUGGGCUCUCAUUAGAUCAGUUAGGCCACCUGAGGUGCCUGCUGAAUUGAACAAGAUUAGGAGUAGAGUUUCGUUACAGAAAUUAAGCAAGAAAGACAAGGAUCAACCAUAUCAGAUUACUCAUCAUUUUGAUUACUUUUAAGCUCUAACAGUGAAAUGUGUAUAUAGUUAAGGAAAACAAGCUUAGCCCAAAUGUGUUCAUCACAACAGAAAUUAAGAUUAAGGGUUCUGUGAUUCUUUCUCCCAUGUUGUUUUUAGCCACUACCAAGGAGAGAAAGAAUUACAAGUUAAUAUAUGAUCAAGGUACCAUACAUUGAACUUACCAAUUUCUUUUGUUUUUAUGCCUUGCUCAUUAAUUACAAUUAUGUGGGGGUUAUUUCUCCACCAAUGAAUUAUUAGUAGUUGAGAGGUUUAUGGGUGUAAAGGAAAGGGAUACCAUAAUUGUCCUAAUGUGAUUCUCAUGAGAGCUUAUAUGAA
Molecule: messenger RNA, 1908 nt
Organism: Glycine soja
Lineage: Eukaryota; Viridiplantae; Streptophyta; Magnoliopsida; Fabales; Fabaceae
Product: protein kinase PINOID 2-like
Exons: 3
Coding region: 107-1573 (488 amino acids)
Biological process (GO): protein phosphorylation
Cellular component (GO): nucleus; cytoplasm; plasma membrane
Molecular function (GO): ATP binding; protein serine/threonine kinase activity
Source: RefSeq, a predicted model, not a curated record